AUAUCAAGUGAUGGAUAAUUUGAAUGUUUUUUUUCAUACAAAUAGCCUACGACGACUGCAGAUUUCUUAAGCUCAUUUUUGUGAUUCUAGUCCUGCCUUUCAGGCCGCGAAGGAAAUGUACUCCCCUCCCCACCCAACUCCUCCUGAUGUUUUCCACUUUUCCUGUGAUUUUUAAAAAAUAUUUCCCUUGGUAACCAUUUUCCCUGGUUACUUCCUUGGCUGAUUUUCUGCACAAAAAAUCUGAAAGGCAUUUAUCCCCAAGGGAAGAAGAAAUUUUACUAAGAAGUCAGCUAACAUUUUUCAACAUUCCCUUCUGUUCUUUCUUUGUUUUUAAAGAAAGCUCUGAUUUUGUUUCAUUUUCAGCUGAAGACUUAAAUGACACCAAGCAAAGCCUACUUAGUUUAGAUUUCCAGAGAUUGGUUGGCAAACAAACAAACAUGAAAUUUUCAGUUUUGUUUUGUUUUAUCCUGCUGAUCAUUUUUCAAGCUGAUUUUGGACAAAAUGAAAAAACUCCCAGGAAGCAAAGAAGAAAGAUACAUCAUAGAAGACUGAGGAAAAAUUCCUCCCCCAAUCACACAUCAAACCAACAACUUCGAACUCUGCAAACAACUGUCACACCGAUAGCAAGGUUACCCAUCAUGAAUUCUGAUUACAGUGUGGAGGAAAACUUUGAAUCCUUUCUAAGUUUUCGUGGAGUAGAAUCAAAUUACAAUGUGUUACCAGGAAAGAAGGGACACUGCUUAGUAAAGGGCAUGACUAUGUACAACAAAGCCGUCUGGUCUCCUGAGCCCUGUACCACCUGCCUCUGCUCAAACGGGAGAGUGCUUUGCGAUGAAGCUGUGUGUCACCCCGUGACGUGCCCUCACACCGUGAAGCCGGAAGGAGAAUGCUGCCCAGUCUGCGCUGCUACUGAACAAAGAGAGCCUACCAGUUUACUUCAUAAGGAAAUGCCACCUCCUCAGGUGGGAAUGGACCAAGUAUUCAGAAGAGGAGCCACUGAACCUGAGGACAAUGAAGAAAUUAAAGACAUGGAGCACAGGGAAGAGAUGCCAGGACCAGAUGCCAGCAAGGUGGGCAAUGGACCAGAAAGAAAGCUGAGGUCUGACGGAAAGGAGAGGUCAGCACAUCAACUGCCAAACCCCAGGAAGGAGGAAGAGGAGGAGGAUGAAGAUGAGGAGGGAGAAGGUGAUGAUGAUGAGAAGGAGGACGAGGAAGAAGAUGCUGUAAGAGGAGAUGUCUUCCGAGUGCCUUCUCGGAUCCCCAUCCCUGCCCCACCAAGAGGCAUGCCACGCAUGCCCGGGGGCUGUUCUCUGUCCUACAGGACCAUUAGCUGCAUUCACGCGGCCCUCACCCAGAUCCCGCCCAUGACAGCACCAGACAUAACAAGCCUGGAGCUGCACGGUAAUUCCAUCAGCUCCAUUCCAGAUGAAGCAUUUAAUGGACUACCAAAUUUGGAAAGGCUUGAUCUGAGCAGAAACAAUAUCACUUCUUCAGGCAUCGGUCCAAAUGCAUUCAAGUUCCUGAAGAAGUUAAUGCGUCUGAAUAUGGAUGGAAAUAGUCUGGUACAGAUUCCUUCAGAAUUACCAUCUACAUUAGAAGAACUUAAAAUCAAUGAAAACAAUCUUCAGGCUAUCGAUGAAGAAAGUUUAUCAGGCUUACAUCACUUGGUCACCUUAGAAUUGGAAGGAAAUAAUCUCAGUGAAAUCAAUGUCAAUCCUUUAGCAUUCAAAUCCUUGAAGAACCUAUCGUACCUGCGUCUGGGAAAAAAUAAAUUCAGAAUUAUACCACAGGGCCUUCCAGCUUCUAUUGAGGAAUUAUACCUAGAAAAUAACCAAAUUGAAGAAAUAAAUGAAAUUUGUUUCAAUCACACCAGAAAGAUCAACAUGAUUGUGCUCCGUUACAAUAAAAUAGAAGAAAGUAGGAUUGCUCCACUAGCCUGGAUAAAUCAAGAAAACCUCGACUCGAUUGACCUCUCUUAUAACAAGCUCUACCACGUUCCCUCAUACCUCCCCAAGUCUCUUUUGCACCUCGUACUCAUGGGGAACCAGAUUGAACGGAUCCCUGGCUAUGUGUUUGGCCAUAUGGAGCCAGGCCUGGAGUACUUGUACCUGUCAUUUAACAGACUUGCUGAUGACGGUGUGGACCGAGUCUCGUUCUACGGGGCGUAUCAUUCUCUGAGAGAGUUAUUUCUAGAUCACAAUGACUUAAAAUCCAUACCACCUGGGAUACAAGAAAUGACAGCACUACAUUUUCUGAGGCUAAACAACAAUAAGAUUCGGAAUGUUCUUGCAGAACAAAUUUGCAAUGUUGAAGAGGACAAGGACUCAAGUCUGGAGCACCUGCAUCUUGAGAACAACUACAUUAAAACUAGGGAAAUAUCACCCUAUGCAUUUUCAUGCAUAAGAUCCUAUUCAAGUAUUGUUCUUCAACCACAGCAUAUCAAGUAAUCUCGAGCUCUCUCUUGCCAUUUGUAAGCCUUGUUCGUGUAUGUGUAGUAGCAUUUGUCACUAGUGAGCGACAUAAUCCUCCUGUUCUACUCUGGGCUAUGAUGCUAUUCAACCUGAUUUCCCAACCCACAGAUGACCGACCAGAAAUGUACUAAAGAGGUGUAGUCUUGUAGGAGCUUUAGUGACCGUGAAAACCACUUAGCGCCCCACCUCUAGAGAGAACUCACGUCCAUCUCACUAGAAUGGAUGAGGAGAAUCUGGAACAUAAUAAGCAUGUUCUUUACAAACAACCUGACUACUAUCAUUAGCUGAGAAUUCACCUAGUCCUUUGAGAAGUCAUGGAUGUUAUCCAUGCCAAAGAGCACACUGACACAAACAAUUGUGGAAUUUAUGAAUCAGCUUUAUUAUUUUUAAAAUUAUCUAUUUAGUUUCUAUAAAACCUUGUGCUAUAAUUACUGAUAAAAAUACCUCAGUAUUGGUUACUUUAGCUCUUCUACUAACUACAUUGUGAAAUUUAAAAAUUAUCAUAACGUGAACUUCUUGGUUCAGAUCAUUGUACUGUGGUUAUGUAUAUCAUUAGGGUACACAUAAAUUCUAUAGUACAAACCUAAAAUUAUCUUUUAAAGUAAAAAAAAAAAAACUAUUUCAAGAUUACUUUUAUUAUUCUUCAUGGAAGAUCAAAUGACUAUGACAAGAAGUACAAUUUUGAAAAAAUAUAAAUUAACUAUUUUAACUUUAACCUUAGUUAACUAUAAAUCCAAAGCAUUCACUUUUGAAAAUUUGUGCUCCACUGAUCAUGGUUAACACCCAUUUCCUUUGCCUUAAUUCGCUGAAAUGUAACUUUUUGUUCAGUUCAAUAUAACACUGUUUAUUAGUGUUUACUAACCCAUAUAUUCAAAUUUUCAUUACAUAAUGAUCUUUAAUCUCUAUUGCUAACAAAGUAAGUACAUAUAUAAAGUGUGUUGAUCUCUUAUUAAUCUAGAUGGUCUUGAACAAACCAGUCUCGUAGUUUCAGUUCUAUUCAUGGUCCCUUUGGACAGCUUCCUCUAAUUUUUCAGGCUUUAGUAUUUUAAUCUGGCAAUGGUUUUCACAUUAUUUUAGAAAAUUUCCAGCCUCUUGUCACAGGGUUGUUUAUGAGAAACAGAGAAGAAUGUAGAGCAUUUAGUAACAUGUAGCACGUAUAACACAUGCAGGUAUUAUUACCAAUAUUUUAUAUAAUGCCAGAUGAGCCAGCAUAUUUAACUGCAGCUGACAAUUUCAUGGGUAGCGUUCAGGGUGUAAAAGUUUGACCUACUGUCAGUUAAUGGAGGUCUGAUGUGAUCACUAAAAAGGAGUUUCAGUACCCUUUCUUAUUAUCUAGGAUUCUGAGAUUUCAACAUGACUAAGACUACAAAUGGAUGACUGACUCAAGGGUCAAAGUAUAGGUAGUAAGAACAGAAACAGGAUCACAUGGGAAUAAGAAGCUGAGAUUAUAACCAGUUGAGGAAAGUAAGAGUUCAUUUGCAGUGGCUGGAGGCCCUGACAUGCCCAUUCUCAUAUUCACUCUCUUUUGCUCUUUGAAAACAAAUAAGUAAAGAUACAUUUUUAAAAAUAAAUGACAAUAAAUGCUGGCAAGAGUGUGGGGAAAGAUGAACCCUUAUUCACUACUGGUAAACUGAUAUAACUAGAAUAGAAAUCAGUAUGGUUUCUCAAAAAUCUAAAAAUAGAUUUACCAUAUGACCUAACUGUACCACUCUUGGACAUACACCCUCAGGCCUACUCUUUACUAUAGUGAUUCUUGUUCAGUCAUGUUUGCUGCUACUCUAUGCACAAUAGCUAGGAAAUGUUAUCAGAUGCCCAUCAACUGAUGAAUGGACAAUGAAAAUGUGGUACAUAUGUACACAGCGGAGUUUUACUAAACUGUAAAGAAAAAUGAAGUUAUAAAAUUCACUACUAAAUGAAUGGAUCUGGAAAAUAGACUACGUGAGGUAACUCAAACUCUAAAAGAAAAAUGCUGUAUAUUCUCUCUUAUAUGUGGAUCCUAGCUUUGAAUUUUUACUUCUGUAUGUAGGUUGGAUUAAUAGUCAACAGUAGCCAAGUGUGGUGGUGCACGCCUUUAAUCCCAGCACUUGGGAGGCAGAAGUAGGAGGAUCGCCAUGAGUUUGAGGCCACCAUGAGACUACAUAGUGAAUUCCAGGUCAGCCUGAGCUAGAGUGAGACCCUACCUUGAAAAACAACAAACAAACAAAACAAACAAAAACGACAAAAGUAGUGCAGGCCAACCAGCCAGAAAAAGGCCAGGACGAGGGUAGGGAGGAGGGCACAGUGGACAGAUAAGAAGAAGAAAAUGGGGUGGCAAGGUCUAAGUGGGGGCAAGGGAAAGGGAGCGAGGAAGGCGGUGGGUAGAGGGAAGGAUACAAAGAAACUGAAGAUGUUAUGAACAAACCAUAUGGAAACCUACU
Messenger RNA from Jaculus jaculus (lesser Egyptian jerboa), 4888 nucleotides. It is a transcript of the gene Ecm2, whose product is annotated as extracellular matrix protein 2. The record is from RefSeq and is a predicted model, not a curated record. Lineage: Eukaryota; Metazoa; Chordata; Mammalia; Rodentia; Dipodidae. Gene Ontology annotation, cellular component: extracellular matrix. The transcript is spliced from 10 exons. The coding region runs from base 438 to 2447 and encodes 669 amino acids. Gene Ontology annotation, molecular function: collagen V binding; protein binding; heparin binding. Gene Ontology annotation, biological process: extracellular matrix organization; positive regulation of cell-substrate adhesion.